Molecule: messenger RNA, 1356 nt
Organism: Amaranthus tricolor (Joseph's coat)
Lineage: Eukaryota; Viridiplantae; Streptophyta; Magnoliopsida; Caryophyllales; Amaranthaceae
Product: fasciclin-like arabinogalactan protein 9
Exons: 1
Coding region: 422-1180 (252 amino acids)
Source: RefSeq, a predicted model, not a curated record
AACACCUUAAAUUCUUUUAUGAAAUGGUCACACAGUGAGAGAUUUUUCAUACAUGAGUUGAAGAAUCUAAUUAAUAUAAUUAAUAGCAUAUGAUCUUAUUAUCUUAAAGUCAUCUAACGGAGAAACAAUAACCACUAAUGGAACAAACACGGCUGCCUGCAGGGAGUGUGAAGAUGACGUUAAAAUUUUACACAAUUUCCAUUUUGCAGUCGUUGGUUAGUGCUUAAUAGUUAAUGGUUCUCAACUAACGAAAAGAAUUAUAUUCCCUGUUUGGCUAUUUGUUUAUAGGGUGGAUAACAUGCCAUAUCCAGCUCAUUCCACCUUUACACUACCACCAUUUCUCCCCAUAUAAACUCUCCUUCACCCAUUCACCAAACAACUCUUAAUUAACUCCCAUCAACUCUACACAAACAAAUUCCCAAUGUCUUCAUUCCUCCGUCUCUCACUCCUCCUCACACUAGUAGCCACACUGGGCUGGACCCAAUGUCGGGCUCAAUCCGCACCCGGCCCAGCACCCGUCGGCCCAGCCAACCUAACCGCCAUUCUAGAAAAAGGAGGUCAAUUCACAUCCUUCCAACGCCUUCUAACAUCCACCCAAGUAUCCAACCAAAUCGCAAACCAAAUAAACUCCUCAUCCGAAGGUUUAACCGUUUUUGCUCCAACCGACAACGCCUUCCAAAACCUUAAACCAGGUUUAAUCAACGACCUUUCCGUACAACAACAAGUACAACUCGUACUCUACCAUGUACUCCCCAAAUUCUACAGCUUCGAUGAUUUUCAAACUGUCAGUAACCCAGUUAGAACCCAAGCUACCGGUCAAGACGGUGAAGUUUUUGGGCUAAACAUCGUUUCAAUCGGUAACCGACAGGUGAAUGUAUCAACCGGAGAAGUUACUACGCAGGUUAAUAACGCUUUAAGGGAGACAAAACCGUUAGCAGUUUAUCAAGUGGAUAAGGUUUUGAUUCCUAAAGAUUUUACUAAAGCUAAAGCUCCUAAGAGUGCUCCUGAACUUAGUCCGUCUUCUCCAAAGUCUGGGGAGUCGAAACCGGAUCAUACAGCUGAUGGUCCAUCGAAGGCGGCUGAUGCUGAUUCUGGUAAGAAUGGAGUGUCUGGUUUGAGGAGUUUGGGGAUGGGAUUUGUUGGUGCUGUUGGAAUUGUUACUACUGCUUUUCUUUUCUGACAAGAUUUGUUUUCCUGUUAUUUUGCUGUGUUUUGUAUUUAAAUUCUUUUUUUCUUUUUAUUUAUGUUGUUUUUGAGAUUUUUUGUGGUGUGUUAUUCAUACAGCAAUGUAAUAAUACAAAUUUGAUUUUUUUUUUAUAAAUUUUAUUUUUGAUUUUAUAAUGAUUGGUAACUGAA